CACCACGCCGGUCACAACCACCACCACCACGCCGGUCACAACCACCACCACCACACCGGUCACAACCACAACCACCAUGCCGGUCACCGCCACCACCACCACACUGGUCACAACCACCACGAUAUCUACAUCAACUCCUACUACAAAUACUGCCACCCCUAUUCAGUGUAAGAAUAAUGGGUUUCCACAGAAUCAGGUCUGUCUCUGUCCUGAUGAUUACAGUGGAACGCUUUGUGAAAUACCAAACUUCUGUGCUAAUGGUACGUUUGAGACCUUCACUUUUCCAAAAACCGUUUUCGGCCAAUUUAGUUAUUCAGCGCAGCGGUGUGAAGCACAAACACCCAAUGCUGGUUUGCCAAAGGCCACCGCUCAGUGCUUGAAUGGGACAUUUGAUAAGCUUCAGAGGCUGCAGUGCUCCUUAACUCUUGAACUUAUUAAUGUAAAUCUUUCAAGUGCCAGUCAGGCAGACACUCAGCUGUUGGCAUCCAACGCUCAAAUCCUCACAUCCGUUCCUUCCCAGCUAACUGCGCAAAACAUCAGCGUUGCUGCCCAGAUAGCCAGCAGACUGCUGUCCACAUCGAGUAUCACUGAGGACGUCAAGUUGGCUGCAGUGACCACGGUCAGCCAGCUUCUUAAUGCCAGUGAUAGCCAGUUCUCCACUACAACUGUUAAUUCUACCAACAACCUCACCCAAACUCUGCAGAACUUCUCAAGGAGCUCAGGAAAUGUGGGAUUACAGCUAGUGCAGCCAAACCUGGCAAUACAGUCACUGAAGUUGAAUACUAAUGGACCAACAGUGGUCCAGUUCACCGCUGUUAAAGGUUUGUCGGACACCUUCUUACCCAACAGAAUCAACGUUAGUCAAAACCCUGAUUCUCAGAACCUGUUUCCCGUUGAUGUCCAGAUGUCCAUCAAAAUUGGAGAUACUACAGGCUCUCAGAAUAAGCCUAAUGUUGACACUGUUGGAUUUGUGCUCUACAAUAAUGAUCAGUUCUUCGAGUCUGAAGCUUUUAAAAGUUCUCUGGGCACCAAGAGAAGAGUGAUCUCAGGAAAUUUGGGGGUUGAAAAUGUCUCUGUCACUGUUAGGUUCAACAUAAAUAACACUAUUCAGUUCAACAGCAAUCAGGAAGAGAAUCCGCCCUCCAUGAGCAUCCAGGACUUUGCGUGUGUGUUUUGGGACUACAAGCUGGGAGACUGGAGUACAGAAGGCUGCAUCAAAGUCCCAACGCCCUUCAAUAGCUCAAACCUUUCUGCUUCCCUGGCCUGCAGGUGUGACCACACCACUAACUUUGCUGUGCUGAUGAGGUUUAGCACAAACUACAAAUAUUCUGAAGCUUUAGGCGUGAUCAGUAUAAUCGGCUGUGCUCUGUCUGUUGCGGGCUUGGUCAUCACAGUACUGUUCCAGAUCCUGACGAGAAAUUCCAGAGGACUGAGCCCCACUCUUCUGAUGGUCAGCAUCUGCGUGAGCAUGACCAUCUUCUACCUCCUCUUCAUCUUCGGCAUUAACAACCCGGUCCAGCAUAAGGCUGCAUCUGAACCGUCACAGACCAACUCCAUCCCACGGUCUGAUUUCCACCAGGAGGUGGACCAAGGACUGUGCACGGCUAUGGCUGCCUUGCUGCAGUAUUUUCUUCUGGCCACAUUUACCUGGAGCACCCUGUACGCCGCCCACAUCUUCUUCGUGAUCAAAAAUGCCAUGUCAGGUCCACCGGAAAACUUCAACAUCAUCUCCGUCAUAACCGGCUGGGGUUUCCCUGCUGUGAUAGUUGGCAUCUCAUUAGGAGCCACAUACCGACCAGAUAAACCCUUAAACUACCGACAGGAGGAGUUUUGUUGGCUGGCUGCGCUGACACCCAACAAGACGGUUGAUUUACGGAAGCCCAUGUUCUGGGGUUUUCUUCUCCCACUUGCUCUAAUGAUCUUUUUCAACAUUGCUGUACUCUUUUACUUUGCACUCAUCACCUGCAGGACUAACCAAUCACUCAACAGCUCGCAAGUGACCCCUUUUCGGAAGAAGAUGCUGAGCAGUGUGUCCUUGGCCGUGGUGCUGGGGAUUUCUUGGAUCAUCGGCUAUUUCAUGCUCCUGUCUGUUGACCCAAUCCAACAUAACAUUCUCACUUACGCUUUCUGUCUAUGCAACACCACACAGGGUGUUCAGAUCUUUGUUUUAUUCACCGUAAGAACAAAAAUCUUCAAGGAGAAGUUUUCCAUCUUCAGGAAGUCCAUUCCAUCCCCUGAGGUGUCUGUUCACAGGAUGAGCUACCACCUAUGGCCACUGAGGGAGAAAGAUCUCCCAGAAAGCUACAGGUCUACAGACUUUGAUCAGCAAGUAAUGGACCACAUGGAUGAUCAGACAGACCACGGACGACCAAUGUAAAACGUUUGUUUAGCUACUGGAAAAACAAAUGUGAUUAUGAGGUUUGGGUUUACAGUCAAGUGACAUGUUUUUUGCUGAGCUGAACAUAUAAACGAAGUAUAAAAUGUGCCGUAGCUUUUGUACAAGCCACAUUUUAUGUUUUAUUUUUCCCCCUAUAUGUUAAAUUCAGCAAAUUGUCAGUUAAUGUUCAGAAAAUGAACAAAGCAUGCGGUUUGACUAAAAGUGCUUUUACGUACGACUGUAUGUGGAAGCUUUUGUACAACCAACUGUAAAUUUGUAGCAAAGGUUCAAUUACUAGCAGUAUUCAUAAUUUUGGCACAUUUCUGUGUACUUGGUGAAAGAACAGAAAACCUGUUGACAGAAUAAUAGAAUAACAGAGAUGAGUGACAAAGAAAAUACCUGAAUAAUUGAAAAAAGAAGCAUAGUGAGUACAGAUGCAUUCAGACAGGUGUAUUGCAUAAGUAUGGCAAAGUGCCUAGGAGGUCCAGUCUGACCAUUGGUGGCAAGAAGGCAAAUGAAGGAAAUCUGAGUGACUUUCGAAGUGACUUUUCAGGGGGUUGAUUUUGGGGCAUAGAGCUUCAGUUACAAAGAUUGCUCAGCUGGCCCCCAAAAAUUGGCAAUAUGAGGCUUUCUUCUGACAGCAGCGAUGUGGAUAAUAGUGAAUAACAAAUUAAUUGUCAUUUUAAAAUGGUUAAAUGUUUGUUCAUUGCAUGCAAUGAAGUACUAAAGUGGGCAAAUGAAUUUCAAACUGUCCGUACCAAGUAGCUUUCAGGAGGUGACCGACACAACAUGUGCUUACAAGUUUUACCAUCUAAUUUCCUGAUAAAUAUCCCCUGAAAAUAACAACUGGAACAUAAAGUCUCAAAUACAAAAUCAACAUUAAACUGAAGAAGUUAUGAUGACAGUAGUAGAUGAUUGACUCACAUUCUUGGGAGAUGUAUCCAGUUCUCUUUGAAUUCUCUUUCAAUCCUCAGAUUCAUCUGCAUGGGGAAGGGGACCGAAGCACAAUCCAUGUUACAAAACGUUCUCCCUCACAUUGCUUGCAAUUACACAUUUCUGCCAGAGAGGUCUCCAAAUCUCCUGAAUUUACAUAGGGUAGCUUUAAUGGUUGUUUUUGACUGCAAGACAUCCAAAAAAAAAAAAAAAA
Messenger RNA from Pygocentrus nattereri (red-bellied piranha), 3524 nucleotides. RefSeq names its product adhesion G protein-coupled receptor G7, tandem duplicate 1 (gene adgrg7.1). Gene Ontology annotation, biological process: G protein-coupled receptor signaling pathway; cell surface receptor signaling pathway. The coding region runs from base 77 to 2377 and encodes 766 amino acids. The transcript is spliced from 15 exons. The record is from RefSeq and is a predicted model, not a curated record. Gene Ontology annotation, cellular component: membrane. Gene Ontology annotation, molecular function: G protein-coupled receptor activity. Lineage: Eukaryota; Metazoa; Chordata; Actinopteri; Characiformes; Serrasalmidae.